AUGGCCCAAGGUAACUUAAAGCUAAAGUCGAGGGGACCUUCGAGAAUUACCAAGAAGCAGCAGAAUCCCAAGAAAGCCGCACCAAAGAUUAUCAAGCCAAAGAAACAAAUUGCUAAGGAUAAAGAGAAAUUGACCAAAGUACACCAAGGACAAUUGAUAAAAAGCACAGAGUCCCUAAUUGCAAGUCGAGUUGGACAUUUGGAAAUAAUUAAAGGUUCAAGAAGACAAAUUGAAAAGGAGGGGAAAAAGUAA
This is a messenger RNA of Lodderomyces oxycetoniae, 252 nucleotides long. RefSeq lists its product as uncharacterized. The record is from RefSeq and is a predicted model, not a curated record. Lineage: Eukaryota; Fungi; Ascomycota; Pichiomycetes; Serinales; Debaryomycetaceae. The coding region runs from base 1 to 252 and encodes 83 amino acids. The transcript has a single exon.